Molecule: messenger RNA, 1100 nt
Organism: Aaosphaeria arxii CBS 175.79
Lineage: Eukaryota; Fungi; Ascomycota; Dothideomycetes; Pleosporales
Exons: 3
Coding region: 229-693 (154 amino acids)
Source: RefSeq, a predicted model, not a curated record
GGAUUUGUAGAUUUUGCUUUUUGCAAAUGGAGUAAUGGCGGCGGAUCGGAAAUAUACAUACACUUUCCACGGGUACAUGGCCAUCUGCCAUCAACACAAAUGAACAUUCAAUUAUGACGCCAGUAGAAAAGAAAAUAAUCAAUAAACUUGAAGUUUGAUGUUCAAAUACCGAACCAACCUCCUUAUCGGUCUAGAAUCGAACGAGAUACCACACGACUGACUCCAAACAUGCUGCAUGAGCGCCGACAGAAACGAGAAUUUCUGCUUGCAACGUGGACAGUGAAAUAUGUUAUUCUUUUCCGGACGGUCGUGAACAUUGAUGCGUCGCAACAUGGCGGGCCGAAACGCCGGAUCGCUAUACUCGUGCCAGUCCCAGGACAGCGCUACCCAUCUGUUGAGCUCCAGCAUAGUCCGGUAGGGGCAACCUCCGGAGUCGAUGUGGAGGAUUACAUGCGCGAAUGUUUUGAAGCCUUGGCCACAGGCUGGACAAUCUUCUUCGCGGGGGAAAUGGACUUAAUUGUGAUUUGCGAGAUUCGAUGGGGUAUCGAAAUGUUCGUUGCACACUUCACACACGUUGUACUUUUCCAUGUGGUCAUAGAAUUCCUCGUGGUUAAACCAGACCAAACCCUUUCCGUUGUUGCUCUGACGGCAUACAUAUCCACAGUCAUAAGAGGUCCCAUCAAAAGAACAUGAGUCGCACACAAAGUGGUUCUUGGAUUUCAUAUGGUGUUCUCACAUGGCAUCCUCGCUAACAAACGAACGGUCACAGCGUUCACACCAUUCGCGAUUAGGUUCUAGUAAUACAAAGAGAGGUCCGAGAACGAUUGGAUAGUUGGGGAUGAAAGAGGUAGUCAUGAUGAUAUCCUCCUGACUGAUAACUCCGAUUUUUAGGAUUACUUCAGGUUUAAAGCAAUGCCUUUAUAGGAUGCUAUUUACGGAUAGGGUAGGUAAGAGAGAUUCAGAUAUCAAGGAGUUACUGGAUAAAGAGAUCCCCAACCCUUGACUCGUGAUAACUGACCCUGACAGACACCUUGAAGCUAAUGAUGAAUAACAGACAUCAACUCAAAGUUCUGGAUUAUCUGAUUGGGGUCUGAUCAUCU